GCCUCGGUGACAGAGAAGGAUCUGCUGACCCAGCUGUGUGGUCAGCCUGUCACUUAGCGCCCUUCUGUCGGGGCUCAAGCGAAAAGAAAGCAAGCCAAUCCAGGGGAAAAAUUACCAGACAAAGAAUGUCAGGAGACACAGAAAGGAAGAAUGAAGUCAUUCCUACAAAAGCUGUGGUCAAAGAAGACGUAUCUUCAUUAACGGAUGCUGUCGAGCAAGUCGCAAGACAACAACAGUCACAAACAUCAGAAAUAGAAAGACAUAAAACAAUUCUGUUCCAUUUGCAGAUUGAGCUUCAUCAUCUUGAAAAACAAAUAGCAACUAUUGCUGAAGAAGCUAAAGACACAGACAGGCAGAUGCACCAGCAGGACGCUGCCGUGGAGCAUUCCAGACGUCAGUGUGCGCUCUUGGAAGCUCAGACUGAGGCCUUGUAUUCAGAAAGUUUAAAACUUAAAUUUGAUACAGAAGCAGCCCAAGAAAAAUUUAAGGAACAAAUGAUAAAAUAUAAUGCAUAUUAUGUAAAAAUAAAAGCUUAUAAAGAUAAUUUAGGAGCGAUAAAAAGCCAAUGUUCAUUUAUGACUGAACUCUAUGAAAAACGAGAUCUCAUCAAAAACCUAAAGACAAUGAAAGAAGAUCUUAUGGAAAAUCUCCAAAAUUCACAGGGGAACUGCACAAUACAAUUACAGGAAGACAUUUCAGAGCUAAAGAAUAAAAUUAUGACAGUAAAAGAGUCAAUUAUUGAGAAAACAUCUUUUCUGGAAGAAGAAAAAAAGACACAUGAAAAGUUAAGAAAAGAAAUAGAGGUACAACACAAGAGAUACGAUGCAAUUCUUAAGCGUUUGCAUUGUCAGGUGAACAAGAUUCAAUUAAAUAGGAGGAAAUGGCAAUGGAACAUCCAACAACUGGAAAAAACUGCGGCUGAGUUAAAAAGGCAGAUCAGAGAGAAGGAAGCCAGUGAAAUGCAGAGCAGGCCCGCAGCACUGUGGGAGAGGGGACUGUGAAGACCCUCCCGACUCUUCACAGCCAGCGCACAGCCUCAGAGGACCGUCUCAGUGACAGACAGUUUCUUCUUCUUUUUCCUCCUCCUCUUCCUGCUUUUUCUGUUUUGAAUCUGGUAUCUGUUGGUUAAAGUGCCUUCCUGUCUAUGGUGCGUAGCACAAGGUAGACAAUAGUAGUGUUUACAGGAGGCUAGCAGGAGAGUAGAUGUGCAUGCUUCAAAUGUGCAUUCCUGAAUGCUUGUUUAUAACUGUUGAAUUCACUAUCUUACAAAUUAAAAAUUUAGAAGAAACAAUUAGAUUUUCAAUGACUUAAGUUUCUGAGAUAAAUAGUUGUCUGUUUAAGAAUUUUUUACAACUGUCUUCAAAGUAGCCCUUAAAUAUUAAUAUUCAUGAUAAUGUCAUA
Apodemus sylvaticus (European woodmouse) is the source of this 1401-nucleotide messenger RNA. RefSeq names its product coiled-coil domain containing 122 (gene Ccdc122). The coding region runs from base 126 to 1001 and encodes 291 amino acids. NCBI's taxonomy places the organism in Eukaryota, Metazoa, Chordata, Mammalia, Rodentia, Muridae. The transcript is spliced from 6 exons. The record is from RefSeq and is a predicted model, not a curated record.